UUUUCCACUUCGCCAUUUUCCACUGCUGCGCCGGUAUUCACCAUAAGUGCAGAUUCGUGACUCCUUCGUAGUCUGUUCUUAGGUCCUUGGCUUCUAAUAUACCGCUAGAGAUUGUAGGCUUUUCCUUUUAGUUACAGAGUUCCGCGAUUGCCACCGUUUUUGUACUCUCUUCUGUUCGUCUUGUGAGCGAGAAAGAAUGUCCGCCGAAAGCCCCGAGUACUCCCCAUUCUUCGCAGUGAUGGGUGCAUCUGCGGCUAUGGUUUUCAGCGCCUUGGGAGCAGCAUAUGGCACAGCUAAGAGUGGCACGGGCAUCGCUGCCAUGUCGGUGAUGAGGCCAGAGCUGAUCAUGAAGUCCAUCAUCCCUGUGGUCAUGGCGGGUAUCAUAGCCAUCUACGGCCUGGUGGUAGCAGUGCUGAUCGCCAACAACAUCUCAGAAAAAGUCACUCUCUUCAAGAGUUUCCUCCACCUAGGUGCAGGCCUGAGCGUGGGUCUGAGCGGCCUGGCUGCUGGCUUUGCCAUCGGCAUCGUCGGGGACGCUGGAGUCAGGGGCACGGCACAGCAGCCCAGGUUAUUCGUGGGCAUGAUCCUCAUCCUCAUUUUCGCUGAGGUGUUGGGGCUCUACGGUCUCAUUGUGGCCCUUAUUCUCUCCACAAAAUAAAGGAAAAAUCAUCCGUCGCAUUGCUGCUGAAUGGGAAACUAAAACACAGAAACAACAAAAAUCUAAAAAGAAGGAAAAAAAAAUGUAAAAAAUAAAAUCGCUCCGUAAUUAUUAUGGUCUUAUCUCCAAAAUGUGUACAGUUGUCUCAGUUUGGUAGUCAACCUCUUGUAAAUGCGCAAUGUACGUUAGUGAGUUGUCUGUCCAGUGUGUGUUUAGAUAUACAAAGAUUUUUCUUCUUUUGUUGGAUUGGCCAAAGUCAUUGAUCUCUUUGUCUUGGAGAAUUGACUGUAAGACUAAUCUUUUUUCUUUUUUUCUUUUUUUUGAGACAGUUUCCAAUUUCCACAUAAUGUUGAGGAAACGAAUCU
Megalops cyprinoides (Indo-Pacific tarpon) is the source of this 1023-nucleotide messenger RNA. RefSeq names its product ATPase H+ transporting V0 subunit ca (gene atp6v0ca). Bases 197 to 658 code for a protein of 153 amino acids. The record is from RefSeq and is a predicted model, not a curated record. Gene Ontology annotation, biological process: proton transmembrane transport. The transcript has 3 exons. Gene Ontology annotation, cellular component: proton-transporting V-type ATPase, V0 domain. Gene Ontology annotation, molecular function: proton-transporting ATPase activity, rotational mechanism. NCBI's taxonomy places the organism in Eukaryota, Metazoa, Chordata, Actinopteri, Elopiformes, Megalopidae.